AUGAAUAAACUGAUACGAAUCAAUCUGAGUAGGCACGAUGCGAGCAUUGCCCUCGGGCCUGCCUCGCUGAAAUUGAGGAAAGAUAAGGAUCUCGCGAAGCGUUUGAACUGUGAAGAUGUCGGAUAUCAGCGAAUCCUGCCACGCCUCUAUGCAUCUUCAGGAUUAUUAGUGAGUAAAAUUGGAUGGAACAGAUGGUGGGGAGCGAGGGAGGCCGUGUACGGCGGCCUGCCGCAUCGAAAAAAUGCAAAACGACUGAAGGACGCUGCGCUCCGGGAAUUGCUUCGUUCAGGCAAUUUAUUACAAAAGUCGAUAUUUUGA
Molecule: messenger RNA, 318 nt
Organism: Gongylonema pulchrum
Lineage: Eukaryota; Metazoa; Nematoda; Chromadorea; Rhabditida; Gongylonematidae
Source: the annotation of a GenBank genome assembly